AUGACUGAAAAUCUUAACAACGCUAAUGAUAAUAUCACCAGUUUGACUGAAAAUCUGAACAACGCUAAUGAUAAUAUCACCAGUUUGACUGAAAACCUGAACAACGCUAAUGACAAUAAUACCAAUUUGACUAAAAAUCUGAACAACGCUAAUGAUAAUAUCACCAGUUUGACUGAAAAUCUGAACAACGCUCAUGAAAAUAUCGACACUUUGACUGAUACUAUCACCAGUUUGACUAAAUAUUUGAACAACGCCAAUGAAAAUUUCACCAGUUUGACUGAAAAUCUGAACAACGCCAAUGCAAAUAUCACAAGUUUGACCGAACACUUGAACAUCGCCAAUGACAGUAUCACCAGUUUGAAUAAAGACACGACCAACGCCAAUGAAAAUAUCACCGGUUUGUCUGAAAAUAUCACCGUUUUGAUGGAAGAUCUGAACAAUGCCAAUGACAGUAUCACCAGUUUGAAUAAAGACGUGACCAACGCCAAUGAAAAUAUCACCGGUUUGUCUGAAAAUAUCACCGUUUUGAUGGAAGAUCUGAACAAUACCAAUGACAGUAUCACCAGUUUGACUGAAGAUCUGAACAAUGCUAAUGACAAUAUCACCAGUUUGACUGAAAAUAUCACCAGUUUGACUAAAGACCUGAACAGCGCCAGUGAAAAUAUAACUGGUUUGAUUGAAACUAUUUCCAGCAUGACUGAAGAUUUGAACAACGCUAAUGAUAAUAUCACAAGUUUGACUAAAAUCUGA
Messenger RNA from Gigantopelta aegis, 750 nucleotides. RefSeq names its product probable serine/threonine-protein kinase dyrk1. The record is from RefSeq and is a predicted model, not a curated record. Bases 1 to 750 code for a protein of 249 amino acids. NCBI's taxonomy places the organism in Eukaryota, Metazoa, Mollusca, Gastropoda, Neomphalida, Peltospiridae. The transcript has a single exon.